This is a messenger RNA of Akanthomyces muscarius, 678 nucleotides long. RefSeq lists its product as uncharacterized. The coding region runs from base 1 to 678 and encodes 225 amino acids. The record is from RefSeq and is a predicted model, not a curated record. Gene Ontology annotation, molecular function: DNA-binding transcription factor activity, RNA polymerase II-specific; RNA polymerase II cis-regulatory region sequence-specific DNA binding. The transcript has 2 exons. NCBI's taxonomy places the organism in Eukaryota, Fungi, Ascomycota, Sordariomycetes, Hypocreales, Cordycipitaceae. Gene Ontology annotation, cellular component: CCAAT-binding factor complex. Gene Ontology annotation, biological process: regulation of transcription by RNA polymerase II.
AUGUAUCAACCUCAAUAUGGCGUGCCGCAGCAAGGCAUGCAGCCAGUCGCUUACAACAUGAACGGCAUUCAAGCUGCUGCCAUGGCAGCCACCGCCGCCGCAUCUGGCUCAAAUUACCCCUACAUGCACUCCGACCCCAACAUGCCUCACACAUCUCCCCGCAUGGGCGGGAAGAAGGACGGCCGUGCCUCUCCGCGAAUGAACAGCCAAAUAUCGCGCCGAGUGAGCCAGUCAGGGGUCCCAAACCCGCAGGCCAUGAUGGGUCGACCCGGCGUCCCCCAGGCGCAAAUGGCCAUGGCUCAUCCACAGUCUCCCGAGAUGGCCGCGAGUGGCGUCGUCGAAGAGUCUCCGCUUUACGUCAAUGCGAAGCAAUUCCAUCGAAUUCUGAAGCGCCGCGUUGCGCGCCAAAGGCUUGAGGAGCAGCUCCGCCUGACUUCCAAGGGCAGACGCCCAUAUCUUCACGAAUCGCGUCACAAUCACGCCAUGCGGAGACCUCGAGGACCCGGGGGUCGCUUCCUGACGACAGAAGAGGUCGCUGCCCUCGAGAAGGAUGGCAAAGGUCCAGAGGACAGCCCCGAAGAAGGCGAAGAAUCCGCACAUGAUGGACACAACAAGAGGUCGAAGAAGAAUGACGACGCGGACGAGGACAACGCCGAAGCCGCAGCGGAAACCAGCUGA